UUACCUCUAUUUUGAACAGGCUAAAGGUCUUACAGAUUAGCGACGGUCUGGAACAUCUCGGUAGUAUGAGGUGGCCUCUGGUUGGUUGUCUCGCUAUCACCUACAUCGUAGUGUUCUUUUGUCUCCUUUGGGGGAUCAAGGUGUCAGGAAAGGUGGUGUACUUCACAGUUUGUGCUCCUUACAUCCUCAUCACUAUUUUCCUGAUCCGGGGCUGUCUACUUCCGGGUUCGGCUGACGGAAUAUAUUACUACAUGUACCCGAAUUUUGAGAAGCUGGUGGAUCCCAAGAUUUGGAUUGAAGCUUGUAAUUAUGCAUUGUCCGCACCAGGAAUUGCGUUUGGAUGUCUUCCAACAAUGGCAGGACACAACAAACUUAACAACAAUUGCUUAAGGGACGCGUUGGUCCUAGUUACCGCUGUUGCAUUGACAACUAUGUACAUGGGGUUUGCCUUCUUUGCCAUCAUGGGUCACGUUGCUCACCUGCGUGGUGUGACUGUAGAUUCGUUCCAAUAUUCAGGAUACAACCUUGGGUUCAUCACAUAUCCAGAAGCUGUGGCUUCACUCCCCUUGCCUCAGUUGUGGUCUGUCUUGACCUUCUUGAAUUUGCUAACACUGGGACUCGACUCUCUGUUACCAUGCUUUGAGAUCGCGGUAACGGCAUUGUCAGAUCAGUUUCCAAGCCUGUCUCGCCGACGUUGGGUGAUCAUCCUCAUGGUCCUGGUACCAUGCUUUCUCCUUGGUCUACUCUACAUGGCACAGGGUGGAAUGUACAUGCUUACACUGGUGGACUGGUAUGCGUUCUUCCCCUCCAUAGCAGUUUUUGCCAUGUUGGAAUGCUUUGUUGUCAGCUGGAUCUAUGGCACACACAGACUGCAGAGGGUCAUUAGAUUAAUGUGCGGGAAGACUGUCCCGAGGGUCAUGACCUUCAGCCUGAAAUUCAUCUGCCCCGGACUCCUCCUGAUCAUCUUCUGCUUCUCCCUGUACUCUUACCGACCCCCUAACUAUGGUGACUACAUCUACCCUACCUGGGCCACGGGACUUGGAUGGAUGAUAUCCUUUGGUUCAAUCUUUCCUUUGCCUGUUGUCUUCAUCUGGACGGUGUACAAAACAGAGGGAAAUUCAAUCAGAGAGAAAUUAAAGAAGUCGCUGGAACCUAACAUUCACUGGGGAUUAUCUUCGUCGCCUGAAAACACCAUGCAAUUAAUGUUCUAGAUUCAACACAUUUAUACUCCUUUCAUAUUACACGGGGAAUAUCAUAGUUUGGUGGUUUCAUGUGAACACUUGCUGAAAACGAUGGAUUUACGUAGUUGCCACAUCAUGAAAGGACUCAAACACCAUCUCCUCAUCUUCACAUUUUGUUUAUAUUUAUAAGUCCCCCUCUUUAAUCUAACGUAUAUGUUUAGUAACCAGUAACAACACUCAACAACUCAAUUUGCACUGCUAAUGGAACCUUUACUUUAAAUAGUGAUAGCUUAUUUAGUGGUCAAACAGCAUCAUGUAGACUCUGUAUAUUGUACGACGGCAAGAGCACGGGAGGUACAUGUAUGAAAGGCCCAGUCGUUCAAGCUGCUGCUACAGAGUUCAGUCCACAGGCGUUGCAUGAUCUGAUUAUUGGGUUAUCUGCACCAUGGGUGUGAUGCUUUGUCUCACCAAAUGGAGGAACGUCUGUGACAUGCAUCAAUUCUUGUUGCCCCUCGUAUGAUAUUGGAUCAGUGCAACCAAUAUUCCAACAUGGACAUGUUACAUCAGAGCAAUCAAUCUUCCAACAUGGACAUGUUACAUCAGUGCAACAAAUAUUCCAACAUGGAUAUGUUGCACCAGAGCAAUCAAUAUACCAACUUGGACAUGUUACAUCAGAGCAAUCAAUAUUCCAACUUGGACAUGUUUCAUCAGAGCAACCAAUAUUCCAACAUGGAUAUGUUACAUCAGAGCAAUCAAUAUUCUAACUUGGACAUGUUUCAUCAGAGGGACCAAUAUUCCAACUUGGACAUGUUACAUGAGAGCAACCAAUAUUCCAACUUGGACAUGUUACAUCAGAGGGACCAAUAUUCCAACUUGGACAUGUUACAUCAGAGCAACAAAUAUUCCAACAUGGACAUGUUACAUCAGUGCAAGCGAUAUUCCAACACGGAUUUGUUGCAUCAGUGCAUGGAUUAUUCCAACAUGGACAUGUUGCAUCAAGGAAACCCCUAUUUUUGGUUUUGUGAAGCAGACAUGAACAACGACACUCGCGCAAAAUACAGACUUGUGUACUGAGGCCUAAUGGUACCAACUCGCUACUUUAAAUCAUUUUAAACUGACAUUAUAAUUAUUUGUAUAUUGCUCCAAAUCCCGAUGUUUUUUCAUUCGCUUCGAGGAGUUUGUUUCUUGUGUGUUACCACCAUACACUCUACUAAAGGCACGUCCUUUUAA
Haliotis rubra (blacklip abalone) is the source of this 2411-nucleotide messenger RNA. Its product is annotated as sodium- and chloride-dependent betaine transporter-like. Bases 66 to 1211 code for a protein of 381 amino acids. The transcript is spliced from 10 exons. Gene Ontology annotation, biological process: sodium ion transmembrane transport. Gene Ontology annotation, cellular component: membrane. Lineage: Eukaryota; Metazoa; Mollusca; Gastropoda; Lepetellida; Haliotidae. The record is from RefSeq and is a predicted model, not a curated record.